AUGUUAAACAGGACAGCUUUAUUGAUCCAAUGUGCAGUAAGAGUAUCAAGUACACCUACCGGUAAUCAGACAGAUCCACAAAUGAGUGAUACAUUCUAUGCUGGUGUAAAGUGUAAGGAGACCGCUGUGACAUCAUUAAAUAACCAAAAACUGUGCGGAAGUAGACUAACUGGAUGGCGGAAUACAACUACUCAUUCUUGUGUACAUCAACAUAAUGUUAACGACUGCAACUACAAUAGAAUAACUCAAAGUCUACCAACCUUCUCGAUAACUAUAACAGUGUCAAAUGAUCGACUUCAAUAUCCCGAGGACAAGACGUUUACUCUACAAUUAAAAACAGCAAAUAUAGCUCCACACCAAUUUUGGGAAAAUGCCAGUAUAGACCAUGUAACGGUAAUUUACCUCGGAGGAAGUCGAAAUCUUGAAUGGAAAAGAAGACAAUGUUCCGUUGUAAACGAUCCUACAUUAAGUACAUUUGAUGGGCCAUAUGAAUAUAUUGAUUCAUUUGCGCAUUACCUAAUGUACAGAGACAAAAUUCAUCUUACAGAAGUCCAAAUAAAAACUCAAAAGUGUGAUGCAGAUCACACAGCGUCAUGUACAUGCGCGGUUGCAAUUCAAGCUGGCGGUGACGUGUUUGCUUUCGAUAUACAUGUAUGUAACAAAGUUAAACGAGCAUCAUUUAUCCAUUGCCGAGGAAAUGUACUGAAUGUUAGAGAGAUAGCUAGCGACACUUAUGAGUGGCGUUGA
This is a messenger RNA of Ruditapes philippinarum (Manila clam), 747 nucleotides long. RefSeq lists its product as uncharacterized. Lineage: Eukaryota; Metazoa; Mollusca; Bivalvia; Venerida; Veneridae. The transcript has 5 exons. The record is from RefSeq and is a predicted model, not a curated record. Bases 1 to 747 code for a protein of 248 amino acids.